Messenger RNA from Poecilia latipinna (sailfin molly), 2254 nucleotides. It is a transcript of the gene tmed3, whose product is annotated as transmembrane p24 trafficking protein 3. The transcript is spliced from 3 exons. Bases 656 to 1279 code for a protein of 207 amino acids. NCBI's taxonomy places the organism in Eukaryota, Metazoa, Chordata, Actinopteri, Cyprinodontiformes, Poeciliidae. The record is from RefSeq and is a predicted model, not a curated record.
UUUAAAUAUAAAAAGAAAAUCAAACCAUUUGCUAUUGCUGUUGCGCAAUUAGAAAAUGACAGACGUAAAAAAAUGAGGUAGAAUCAAAAGAGUUACUACUUCUCAUUUUCAAACAAGUAUCAGUGUGUUUGAAUGUGAAUGUUUGAAAUAAGUAAAAUAAGCUAAACAAACUAAACUAAAAGAUUAUAGUAAAAAUAAACUCAAAUCACUUUUUUAUUUUAAGUAUUGUUGCUUAUCACUGGAUUCCAAUUAUAUGAUCGAAUUACAAAAAAUUGCGCCAAUAUAAGUUUAAUAUUUGUUUGAAUUUAAUAAUUUAGAAAAGAGUUCAAUCGGGCCAUAUUGUGCUUUUAUUUUGAAAGGUGAGUCGUGAAAAUGCAGUCAAAUUUGGGAGUUGUCUUGUGGACCAAAGGGUUUAAUUUAUCUCUGAAAAGAUUUAUUCUGUAUAAAGUUUUGCUAAGAAUUACUUAAUAACGUUAUUUAAAAAAACAACAAACAAACAAACAAACAAACAAACAAGCAACAACAAAUAUAAGUAAAUAAGCAAACCGGUUCCCGGAAGUUCUUCGAGGUGGCGCCACGUCAGAGCUUUUCCUCUGUCACCGUCAUUUGCAAACAGCACUUCUUUAGUCUUCUGCGCUUUAAUUUAAUUUUCGCCAUGCUCCGGCUGGGACUAAGCUGCUUUCUGCUGCAUGUGGCUUUGGUUUUUGGGACGGAGCUCACAUUUGAACUCCCUGACAACGAUAAGCAGUGCUUCUACGAGGAGUUAUACAAAGAUGUGAAGUUUGACAUAGACUUCCAAGUUAUUUCAGGGGGCAACUAUGACGUGGACUGCUUUGUCACUGAUCCCCACGACAACGUCCUGUACAAUGAAAGGAAAAAGCAGUAUGACAGCUUCUCUCACACCACGGCCAUGGAGGGAGUCUACAAGGUCUGCUUCAGCAAUGAGUUUUCCACUUUCACACAUAAAAUUGUGUACAUGGACUUCCGGCACGGAGAGGAGCAACCUCUCCUGGAUAAAAUGAGCGGGAGUACAGCGUUGACUCAGUUGGAGUCGUCCUGUGUUGCCAUUCAUGAAGUCUUGAAGGUGGUGGCUGACUCGCAGACAUGGUACAGGCUAAGAGAAGCCCAGGACCGCACAAAGGCAGAGCACCUGUUUGAGCGGGUGACGUACUGGUCGAUCGGAGAAACUGUUCUAUUGUUCGUCAUCGGUGUUGGUCAAGUGAUGCUUCUAAAGAGCUUCUUUAGUGAGAGAAAGGGCUCAGUGGCGGCCACCACUUAAUAGUCAUCUUGAUCUUUAGGUAACAUGGGCAUGAACAUUUUCCAAGUGCCAGCUUGCAUUUGGUCAUAAGCACAUAAAGUAGGAUUUUUUUUUCCUGUUAACUGGAUUCAAUAGUUGUUUUUUUUUUGUUGUUGUUUUUUUCUGACUGCUCAAAUACAAUCCUCAAACUUGAAUAACUUUUUCUUAACAAGCAAAAUGUAAAAAAAUUACCACAGUAGUUUUUUUUUUUAAGUAUAGUUCUUAUGUUGUCUUUUAAUAGAAGUGAGACAUGAUUAUUGUCAAAGUUUCACCCCGCAGCCAGAUUCUGUUAAAAACGUGGAAAAUGAAUAAAAACCAAACCAAAGAAAGAUUGUGAAUGUCAGUAGUGAUUGUUUUAAUCUGUGAUCUUAAUUUUGUCGGGGUGCACCGAUUGCAGUUUUCUGGCCAAAUCACUGAUAUUUCCAAAGCCUGGCCUGAUGAUUCAGAUUUUUUUAUUUAUUUUUUAUCUGAUAAAUCACUAAAGAUAGCAAGUCUCUAAGUUGGCAACAGAAGGGUGACUGUUACCAGUCACACAUGUGCAGGUGUGAUCUGAUGGACAGGUCUGUCAGUCCUGUCUCAUGACAGAGCAAAACAAGACAGGAGUUGAUUUUCAGACGUUUGCAGAGGUUGAUAAGAUUGGUUUUGCAACCAAAAUGCAAGAAAUUAAGGCCAAUUUAUCGGUGCACCCUUAUCUAUUUGUGUUCAGUGUUGCAACAAGCUUUGAGAUGAUGUCACAUUGUCUUUUAGAUGUAUUGUUUUUUAUGUUGUUGUGAUGCUUAUUAAUUGUAUUUAAAUGUUUGUCUAGUUUCAACUGCUUGAUUUGUAUGUUUUUGUUUGUCAUGCAAAGAACAAAAAGUAACCAAACAUGGCUUGUCUGUCAUAUUGAGCUGGAAACACAAACUGUUUUGAGAUUAAAGGUGCCAAAGCUGUUCAUUAAAAUUCUCAGAAGGAGCCUUU